AUGUGGAAAACCCAAAACUUCGCCUGGAGAAUGGAGUGUAACCAGUGCAAUGCACCAAAAACCUGUAAGGCUUUGGACCUCCUCCCUUCCCUCCUCCAGGUGGGACCGUGUCGUGGUGGACCUGGUGGGAUUGCGUGGUGGCCGUUGGUCAUGGACCGUGGAGUAGGGCCGGUGGACCCUGGUGGCUUCCGUGGAGGGCAGAGGUGUGUGGAUCGUGGAGGUUUCAGAGGAGGGACGUGGCAUGGACAGAGGUGGUUUUGGAACGGAAGGGGUCGAGAUGACUCUGGAGACGAGGGUCCACUAGCCCAGCCGGAUCGUGCUCUGAUCCAGGGGGCACUCAAGACUCUGGCCAGCAAGCUUGAAGACCUCAACACCUGCAACGAGCUCAUCGGGAAGCACGGCGCCGCCCUCCAGCGAUCCCUCAGUGAACUGGAGGACCUGCGCGCCGCCAGCGACGGCGUCGAUAAACUGAGGACCGUCAACGAGCGAGCCACUCUCUUCCGCAUCACUUCCAAUGCUAUGAUCAAUGCCUGCCAGGACUUUGUGGAUCUAGCAGAGGCACACAGCCGGGGGUGGCAGCGCGCUCUACAGUAUGAGCGGGAACAGCGCCACCACCUGGAGGAGACUAUCGAGCAGCUAGCCAAACAACACAACAGUCUGGAGAGAGCCUGGAGAGAAUCGCCCAGCACACACAAUAAAGGGGCAGAGGGAACACCGGAGGGAGAAUCCAGUGAAGAGAAUGAAGACAUAGAGUUCUUUGAUGCCAUGGAAGAUUCUCCCGCCUUCAUCACAGUGCCUGCAGACGAUCACUCACAACACAGCAGUAAUCAGACCGUGAGCCGUGGAAGUUUAUCCAGUAAUUGGAGCCAGGAUGACAAUGAUGGUUCUGGUUGCUACUUGCGCAGGGCUAGACGCCGUCGUAUCCCAGAUAAGCCCAACUACUCCCUGAACCUGUGGAGCAUCAUGAAGAAUUGCAUUGGAAAGGAGCUCUCUAAGAUCCCCAUGCCUGUGAACUUCAACGAGCCGUUAUCGAUGCUGCAGCGCUUGACAGAGGAUCUUGAAUACAGCGAGCUCCUGGACCGGGCGGCACGCUGUGACUCCUCUCUGGAGCAGAUGUGUCUGGUGGCCGCCUUCUCCGUCUCGUCUUAUUCAACCACCGUCCACCGCACAGGGAAACCCUUCAACCCCCUGCUGGGAGAGACCUAUGAGCUGGACCGCGUGGAGGAGUACGGAUACCGCUCCAUUUGUGAACAGAUAAGUCAUCACCCUCCAGCGGCUGCCCAUCAUGUGAUAUCACAGCGAGGCUGGACCCUGUGGCAGGAGAUCACCAUCGACAGCAAAUUUCGUGGCAAAUACAUCUCUAUCAUGCCGCUAGGCAACAUUCACCUGAAGUUUCACGCCAGUGGGAAUCAUUAUGUGUGGAGUAAGGUGACCUCCACUGUGCACAAUAUAAUUGUGGGCAAACUAUGGAUAGAUCAAUCUGGGGACAUUAUAAUCAUGAACCACAGGAACAAGGACAAAUGCCACCUCAAAUUCUCCCCAUACAGCUAUUUCUCCAGGGAUGUUCCCCGCAAGGUAACAGGCGUUGUGAUGGACAGUGAAGGCUGCGCCCACUACAUUCUCUCUGGAACGUGGGAUGACAAAAUGGAAAGCGCAAAGAUCAUAGAGAGCAGCCACGGCUCUGGAGGAUCUGAGGGCAAACAGAAAACUGUCUAUCAGACUUUACCACCAAAACUACUGUGGAAGAAAUACCCUCUGCCUGAGAAUGCAGAGAACAUGCAUUACUUCUCAUCUUUGGCUCUGACUCUGAAUGAGCCAGAGGACGGCGUGGCCCCUACUGACAGCCGCCUACGGCCUGACCAACGGCUGAUGGAGGCAGGCUUGUGGGACGAAGCGAACACUGAGAAACAGAUUCUGGAGGAGCGUCAGAGACUGGAGAGGAGGAAGAGAGAGGCGCAGGCCAAUCUUGCUCUAGAAGAGGGUAAGGAAGCCGAGAGCUACCAGCCCUUGUGGUUUGAUAAAAGGACUGAUACAGAGUCAGGUGAGAGCAGCUACGUGUAUAAAGGAGGCUACUGGGAAGCCAAAGACAGACAGGACUGGAGUCAGUGCCCUGCCAUCUUUUGAAGUCUCUCUUCCAUACCAGGACCUGCUUGCAAUUCCAAGUCAUCCAGUAUUAGGAAAGCUGCUUACCCAUGUUUCUCAGAUGUGGAAUAUGCAGAUUUCAAAGCACCCAUAUGUGUAUAUAUACAUGUAUCUUAAUUUGAUGUGCAUUCACGGGGGCAUUGAGACACUUGUAUUGUAGCAGGGAAAAUUCACAUUGCAUGGAAAACCGUUCUAAGCACAAUAGAUGAAGGCACUUUAUAAAUGUGACAGUGACAGACAAUGAUCUGGGCAAUGCAACAGGAAAUCAGGAAAAAGAUUCUUCCUCAAAGCUGAUUUAUAGUUUGGUUUUUAACUGUUUCAGGUCAACUGUAUGAUAUCCAUGAAUUAUCCAUUGUAUGAUUCAGAAAACAUUCUACUUUUGAAGUAUGAAGACCGAAUGCCCUCAAAACUGUGUUCCUGCAUUGAGCUGUAGUGUAGACGAGGUGUUUGUGUAGUUUCAAUAGUGCAAACCUGCUCCAUAAACAACUUAGAUAGAGUCCAGAUCAGUGAAUUGAUGUUGCUUCAACAAAAUAACAAUUAUCAAGGCUUAGAUAUUUAAUGCUGCCCGUUUAGUUAUGUAGCACAAGCGUAAUGUGAAUGUCAUUGUGUAGGUGAUGAAUUACGGCUUAAUGGAAAUUCUCCAUAUACGGUCCUGGCUAAAUGUUUGCAAACAUGCUAAAAAAAAUUAUAUCAAGCAUUUAUUUAUUUAAAUAGAUUAAUUAAUAAUACUUGCACGUUGUUCCAUUAUAUGACUCAUCUGCAUGCAGUGCAGAUUUUUUGAAAUAAUUAUGCAAAUUAAGCAUGCACUUUAACAGAUAUGCUCAUAUAUUUGUUUAGCACUCACAGGAAGGGAGAGUAUCAGUUCGCAUUUUAGGGUGUUUUGCAAACCUUUGGCCUUGACUAUUGUCAACAAUUAGCAUUUUGUGGUGGCAAUAAUUUCUAGUUUCCAGUAUUAGCUGCUAAAGCAUAUUUACACUACAUAAUUCAUUAAUGCUGCAAGGAACAGUGGUCUGGACUACUGACCGUAAACUGUAACCAUAAUGAGGAUGAAGGCAAACUCAUAUUCGGGCAUUAAAACAUUCAGAAUUUUAGCAGACCACUGUUAUGAGAGUAUACCAUGUCAGAAAUGACACUUUCCAAUGUACACAGUGUUAACCAGACAUAUUGAUAACCUUAAAAAGCUGAUUAUUGUAACUAGGUAAAUUGUAUAAUUAUGAUGCCGAUAUGGCAACACUGAAAGUUUCAGUUGAUGAAGUUCAUCUCUCUCAAUUUUUCACAAGAUAAUGAUGUGACUUGUAGUCUCUUGUUUGUUAAAACAAUCUGAAUGUAUCAUAUAUAAAAGAAGGAUAUUUACAAUAAUUAUAUGUGCAAUAUUCAAGGGUUAUCAAUGAUUGUUUGAGGUCUGUUGAUUUGUUUUUGUAGCAUUUCAGUUCUUAUCAGGGCCAGAAGUUGGAGCCAAUGUACUUGUCUUGAAAUAACGGGAUCAUAAUUUCUCACCUAAAGCAACUCUAUGCUGUUUUUUUUACCUUGAAAUAUCAGUUUCAAACUAAUUUUGAGUCAACUUUCACUGAGUUGUGUGUGUGUAAAGCUACUAACUGUAAUUAUGACAGUGGUAUAUUUACUAAUU
Cyprinus carpio (common carp) is the source of this 3769-nucleotide messenger RNA. RefSeq names its product oxysterol-binding protein 2-like. Gene Ontology annotation, cellular component: intracellular membrane-bounded organelle; cytosol; membrane. The transcript has 14 exons. The coding region runs from base 1 to 2124 and encodes 707 amino acids. Gene Ontology annotation, molecular function: cholesterol binding. NCBI's taxonomy places the organism in Eukaryota, Metazoa, Chordata, Actinopteri, Cypriniformes, Cyprinidae. The record is from RefSeq and is a predicted model, not a curated record.